This is a messenger RNA of Sungouiella intermedia, 1443 nucleotides long. The record is from the annotation of a GenBank genome assembly. Lineage: Eukaryota; Fungi; Ascomycota; Pichiomycetes; Serinales; Metschnikowiaceae.
AUGAAACACCUUCAUCGAUUUACCCACAAAAUCAAAAAUGCACUUGCUAGUCGUUACGACUUGGUCCAUUUGAAGCGCUUGGCCUUUGCCAUCGCCUUGACCUCUUGUCUUUCGCUGGGUUCCAUCAUGCUUUUCUCGCUUUUUGCCCUGGCUCUCCAUAACAGCGUGGGGCUCUCUUAUACCCAGAUCAACUUCAUCGUAUCUUUGUCUGCUGUGGGCAUGUACCUUUGCUUGCCGGUAUUGGGGUACUUGGCUGACUGUUACGGGCCCGCCUUGCUCUCUUUGAUCUCCAUCUGGGCGUUUUGUCCUGCUUAUUUUGUUAAUGCCAUCAUAGUCAGGCUGGUGAGUACUCACUACGAGUUACUGCCUCAGCUUACGCCAGGUAACGUGGCAGUGUUGGCAGUGAGUUUCUGCUUCAUUGGCUUGGCCACCAGCUCCUUAUACUUUGCCAGCUUGCUUACAUGCGCAAGAAUCUACCCUAAUCACAAGUCUCUAGCUAUCUCCAUGCCUGUCAGUUGCUACGGUUUGUCAACAUUGAUUGGCUCCCAAAUCAUGAAGCUUGGCUACUUCCACGAGCUGAAGAAUGAACUUGACUUGUACAGAGUAUUUCUGUUCUUUGCUUUCUUGUAUCUUGUGGUUGGUAUCCUCAACUUCGUGUCCAAUUCCAUCGUGUCUCUUGAGCAGGAAGUGAUAUUUGGGGAGACAGAGCCGCUUUUGUCGGACUCGGAGACAUCUGUGGACUGUUCCAGUAUCUCAGAUUCGUCUUUAACCCCGGUGAGGUCUCAACGCUCGGCUUUGGAGCCCGUGGACCACCACUCUAGAUUCAUCGCUUUCCUCAAGGACAAAUCCGCUUGGGUGUUCUUGCUUUCGCUCAUGUUGAACGUUGGCCCUCUUGAGAGUUUCCAGAAUAAUUUGGGUCUGAUCAUUCAGUCUACAUCCUCAGGAAACGUCCAAUUGACCGACCAGGUCAGUAUCAUCGCCGCUCUGUCUACAAUCAUCCGUCUUUUAAUUGGAGUUGUGGCCGAUUGGAUUUCCAGCGAAGAUCGCAAGUACCCGGUUUGUAAAGUAUGGCUUUUGGUGGGUUUGACUUUGAUAGGUACCGUGGGUCAAUUUGGCGUAUUCUACUUCCCAGACUUUGCAAUUGUGUCCGUGCUCAACGGAAUCAGUUACGGAGGCUUAUUCACGACAUACCCAACAAUCAUUGCAUCUAUCUGGGGUGUGGACUUGAUGGGUUCUACUUGGGGCUCAUUUAUGGUGGCACCUGCUGUGGGCAGUAUAGUGUUUUCGUUGAUGCAUGGACACGAGAUGGACUCGUGUACAAAGUCUACAAAGUGUUUGAGCCGAUACUUCCAGGUUACAGGUGUGAGUAUGUUCUUGAGUACAUUGUGCAUCUUGUUUGUGUGGAGAAUUAUGUGGUGGAGACGAGGAUUGAAAUGCUUCUGA